Molecule: messenger RNA, 580 nt
Organism: Entrophospora candida
Lineage: Eukaryota; Fungi; Glomeromycota; Glomeromycetes; Entrophosporales; Entrophosporaceae
Source: the annotation of a GenBank genome assembly
AUGCCUUGGUUUAAACGGGAAUAUGCAAAACUUAUUAGAGCUGCUUGGCAAGAUGAUCCAUGUUUAAGACCUGGAUUAUAUCAAGUUUUUUUAAAAUUAUACGAUUUACUACAAAAAUAUCAAAAUGAACAUCCAAAUGAAGUAUCAGCAGGUAUAAGUCAAAAAUUAAUCAAGAAGGAAGGCGGGCCAACAACAAUAGACGAUGAUUCAUUGAUGAAUGUUGACGUUAUUGAUGAUAAAAAAAUAGAUUUCCAUGAUCCAGAUUUAGAUGUGUUCCCUAAAAGCCAAAAAACAAAAAUAACAUCUGCAUCCACCACAACCAGCCUUGAUGAUAAAUCCAUAUCUUCACUAAGAUCUCCAAAUGCGUUUAUUUUAUAUCGAACAAUGUUUUUUCAAACUGCAAGAUCGCAAGGAUAUCAAUUACCCAUGACGGUUGUAUCAGCAAUGGCUUCUAAAUUUUGGAAGCAAGAACCAAAAUAUGUUCAGGAUGAAUAUAAAAGGAUUGCAAAAGAAGCUAAAAAUUUUCGUGAUGAACUGAUUCCAAGCAAUAAAAGUAAUCGACGUAAUAAGAAAAAAGAUG